Molecule: messenger RNA, 363 nt
Organism: Rotaria sp. Silwood2
Lineage: Eukaryota; Metazoa; Rotifera; Eurotatoria; Philodinida; Philodinidae
Source: the annotation of a GenBank genome assembly
AUGGUUCGUAUUUCAUCAAAAGUUUCUCAUCGUCGAAUACAACAAAAGAAACAACCGUCAUUACAAUCGAUUGAAAUAAAUUCCAAUACAAAUGAUCAAUCAUCAUCAAAAAUUCUUAAUGUUGUUCGACAAGCAUUACUUAAUGCUGCUGAAGAACUUGUUUCUCAACAACAACAACAACCGCAAGAUAAUGAAAAUCAAUUAGAUAAUACAAUUCCAUGCCAUACAUUAGAUAUUAAUAACAAUGAUUUAAAUAAAUCACCUUGUCAACGAAAUGGAAAUGCAAUAAAAAAGAAGAAAAAUUUGAAAAAAAAAUUUACAUGUAAAAAUAAAAAAGUUUUAAAAAAUAAUCGACGUAAAUAA